AUUUUGUAAAUAUAAACACAUGCCUUGCUGAUUUGUUAGAUAUUUUCUUUUUAUAAUUAAUUUGAACUACUAAUUAAUCUACAAUGGCAGAAGAAUUCAAAUCAUUGCACCCCUUAAAAUACUACAGAGACUAUUACUCGCACGAUAUCAGACCGGACGGUAGAGAAUUCACCGAUUUCAGGCCUGUAAUAGUAAAUGUAGACUCUAUUAAAACUGCAAACGGAUCGGCUGUAGUUAAAAUCGGCCGGACUACCGUAAUUUGCGGCGUUAAAGCGGAAUUGUGCAAACCCAAACCCGACCUACCCAGACAAGGAUUUCUGCUGCCCAACUUGGAAUUGCCAGCCCUUUGUUCGUCGAAAUUUAAGUCGGGCCCUCCCAGUCAUGAAGCGCAAGCUUUAACUCAACUUAUAGCUGAUAUAAUUGAAAAUUCAAAGUGUAUUAAUUUAGAGGACUUAUGUAUACUUACUGAUAAACUAGCAUGGGUUUUGUAUGCAGAUUUGAUUUGUUUGGACUAUGAUGGUUCACUAGUUGACGCUUGUAUGAUUGCUCUUAUUUCAUGUUUAAAAUCAGUCAAGUUGCCAGAAAUUGAUUACGACCCUGCUUUGGAUAUUAAACAAGUGAAUAUUGAAAAUAUGAGGCCUUUAAAGGUUCACUUUACACCUGUUGCUACAACUUUUGCUGUAUUUGAUGAUAAAAUAAUCCUUGCUGAUCCAGUAAUUGAAGAAGAAAAUUUGUGUACGGGUGUUUUAACUAUUGUAGUUAGUGGAGAUGAACUUUGUUGUGUUCAUAAGCCAGGUGGCAGCCCUCUUUCUGAAGAAGAAUUAAUGGAUUGCAUUGAAAAGAGUAAAAAACGGGCUAAAAGUAUCAAAAAGUUGAUUGAUAAGGCUGUUAGGGAAGAAAAUAAAUAAAAAUAAGAUUCUUUUGCACAUAUUGGCGACAGUGCUUUUAUUUAAACCUUGAAUUUGAU
This is a messenger RNA of Ceutorhynchus assimilis (cabbage seed weevil), 967 nucleotides long. The record is from the annotation of a GenBank genome assembly. Lineage: Eukaryota; Metazoa; Arthropoda; Insecta; Coleoptera; Curculionidae.